AUGAAUACUUCUUUUCAUUUUGCUUUAUUGCGGGUAUCAAUUUUGCAAAUACUAAAGGCUUCUGGUUUUGAAAAAUGCAAUCCUUCGGUCUUGAAUGCAUUGACAGAUAUUUAUAUUCACUUUUUUAAUCUCUUAGUCAGACAGUCCAUCAAGCUUAGCAUACAGAGGAAAAAUUCAAGCUCUAUAGGAUUACAGGAUGUAACACAAGCAAUGUUGAAUGUUUCUUUGAUCAAACCUGAUAGCUUUGAGCCUUACUUAAAUUUCUACGACCUACCUAAAUUUAAUGACUUACGAGAUACGAAUUCAACUUUAUUGAAAAGUUAUAAUACAAAAACGAUGAAAUCAUUUGCCAACUGGGUUCGAUAUAGCGAUUCCUUUCGUAUAGGUAAAAAAUUAAGUGAAGUGCCUAAAGAAGUCAUGCGUAAUCUAAUGCAAAAGAGAAAGAUUGACCUAGAUGAUUCUAGCGAGCAGGAUAAGAAAAGGAGGAGACAUAAGGAAAAACAGGAUUACUACAAUAAACUUAGGUUGAAUGAUGAGCAAGAUUUCUCAUAUUUAGAAGAAGAUCAAGAUGAUGAACUCGUGGAUAAAUCCUACAACCUUUUGUGGCUAAAUUAUUUGAUUGAAAAGGACUUAAAGCUAGGCCACAAUUUGAAAUUUUUUAAUUCAAGCCUUUUCAAAGAAUUCCUCAAAUUGCAGAAUAAUCCAAAUUUCCACCCGAUCACUGACAAACAGAGUCAAGACUUAGAACAACAUUUGAUAUCAGCCAACAAGAACGAUCAUAUUGUGCUUGGCGUGGAUGAAUCUGCUGAAAAUCCUGUCUUCCCAUCCAGCCAAUUGACAAGUAUACUCCCGUACAAUUUAACAUAUAAUCCUACAUUAGUAGAUGGCAUAGAAAGUGAUGAAAAUGACGGAAUCGAAAACGAUGAAAUAGGUGAAAUAGAAACCUAA
Priceomyces carsonii is the source of this 948-nucleotide messenger RNA. RefSeq lists its product as uncharacterized. The transcript has a single exon. Lineage: Eukaryota; Fungi; Ascomycota; Pichiomycetes; Serinales; Debaryomycetaceae. Gene Ontology annotation, molecular function: protein heterodimerization activity. The coding region runs from base 1 to 948 and encodes 315 amino acids. The record is from RefSeq and is a predicted model, not a curated record.